AUGGCUUCCAAUGAAAGAGCAAAACGAGAUACAACAGAUCGAAAUCUCUUAAACAAAAUUCUCAAUGAUUUAGAACGUAGUGAUAAAACUGAUAAUCAACGAUUAGAAGACAAAGCGUUAGAUGACUUUCAAUCAAAAUUUAGUAGCAAAGCAAAAUUUUCAAAUAAUCUUGAACAUAAACAAUUCGUUAACAUUUCACGUUUUAUUAUAAAGAAGAAAUUACUUAAUCCUGCAAAUAAACUAUGUUCAUUAUCAGUAUUUUAUUGCUUACGAAUUUUACUUCGUGAUCCUGACUAUCAACUUAUUUUUGUUAAGGAAAAUGGAAUGAUUGGCUUAAAAAAUCAAAUGGAUCUUUAUCUAAAUAUUCAUUCAACAGAUCAAUGUGAUAGUAGUAGUAGUAGUAGUGAAGUAAACUUAGUAGCGUGUAAAAUACUUGGACAUAUGCUUAAUAUUCUUCUUAAAUUAAUAAUGCAUACACCAAAUCAUGUUGAAAGAGAACAUAUUGUAUCAAGUGAAAUAAUUGAAUCAAUAACACGUCUAUUGAAUAAUACUCAAGAUCUAUCAGUUCUACAGAGUAUAUUAAGAUUAUUAAUUAAUAUGAUUGAUCAAACAGAAUUAUAUGUUAAAGAAAUAAUUAAAUCAGAAGCAAUUGAUAGUUUAUUACAAAUAUUUUUAUACAAAGAUCUCGAAAUAAAACAACUUUCUUUGCAACUUAUGUCCAAUUUUCUUGGUCAUCCAGAAGGACGAAAAUGUAUUUCACGUAUACCAAACGACUUUCUUGAUGCUUUUACUAGUCAUUUAAGUCAUAAUAAUGUAAAAGUGCUCGAUCAUGCUAUUUGGUGUUUAACUCAUUGUGCUGAAAAUGAAGAUAAUCGACGGCGAAUUCGUCUAACAGGAGCAAUUCCAUUGUUAUUAUCACUUCUUGAUAAUGGAAAUCGUUUUUUUGAUUUUGCGGUACCAUCAACGAACAAUAAUCAACGGCAAAGUGGACAGAGUUCAAAGAGAAACACACGUGAUGAUGCAGAAGCAGUUUCACGUUUUGAUCAAUUAUUCGAUAUGGAAUCAGCUUGUUGUACUUGUCUAGCCGAACUUUCCUUUGAUUAUACUAAUGGACAAACUGUGAUUGAACGAAAUGGUAUCUAUAUCUUAGCAAUACUUCUUUUUUCUGAAAGUGAAGAUGUUCAACGAUUAGAAAAAUUUAAUCAUCUUCAGCGUACGGUAUUUCGAACAUUGCGAUAUUUAUUUUCAUUAAAUAAAAAUCGUGAUCAAUAUAGACGAUUAUUUCCGACAAAAAUCUUCGAAUUAUUUCUUAUUAUCGGAAAUUUUCAACGUGAUCUUAAUGCUUAUAAACCUGUUACAGAUGCAUGGAAUGCAAUUCCUAUUGAUGAUUUAAAUAAAAUAAAGCUUGAACGUCUUCAAUCACUAAAUCCUAAACAGGAACCAACCAGGUUCAUUCGUGAUUUUGGUGUUUAUGAAUGUCUUGGUUCAGGAGCAUUUGGUUCGGUCUAUCGAGUUGCUCGACGUGGAACAGCGACAAUGUAUGCUCUUAAAGAGAUUGAUAACCGUUCAAUAGCAACUGAUACUGAUCGUAGUUUAGGACAAAAAAUAAAUGAAGUUAAAAUUAUUCGCGAAGAAAUGCGUCAUCCAAAUAUCGUCAGUUAUUUUAGAAUAUUUGCUGAAAAUGAUAAAUUAUAUAUUGUCAUGGAAUUGAUAGCUGGAUCAUCGUUACAAGAUUAUUUAUCAUUACUCAAAGAAACAAAACGAUCGAUGACAGAAGAACAUAUUUGGAAUGUUUUUGUACAACUUAUACUUGCAUUAAGAUAUUUACAUAAGGAAAAAACAAUUGUGCAUAGGGAUUUGACGGCUAAUAAUAUUAUGUUAGAUGAUGAAUAUCGAGUUAAAAUUACUGAUUUUGGUUUAGCUAAAUUACGUGAUACCGAUUGUAGUAAAAUGAAUUCAGCUGUUGGAACACUAUAUUAUGCAUGUCCUGAAAUUAUUCAACAUCAACCAUACAAUGAAAAAGCUGAUAUAUGGAGUUUAGGUUGUGUGCUUUAUCAUAUGUUAACAUUAGCUCCACCAUUUUAUACAUCCAAUAUUCUUUUAUUAGCAAGUAAAAUUUGUUCAGGCGAAUAUGAUGAAACGCCAUUAAAAUUCUAUUCCGAUCGCAUACGACAAAUUAUAAUUGAAUGCUUAUCUAUCGAUCCACAACGCCGUCCGGAUAUUUGUUCUGUAGCUAUAUUAUGUACCGAACAAAUAAUGUUGUAUACAGAUCGUUCGUGUACAACAAUUCAAACGUUAGAAAAACGUUUAAGACAACAAGAUCAUCAUCGUGAAUUCGAUUUAAUAAGACAACAAUCCCAACAAUUACAACAACAAUCUAGUUAUCAACAAUCAUGUCUGAGUGGUUCAAGCACAAAAGAAUCUUUAGGCGGGAAUAGCGGUGGCAUUGCUGAUGUUAGUUUUGACGGAGCCGAUGGGCAGCACGAUGUCAGUAAACCAGAUGCAUUUAGUGCUGUUUCUGAUUGUGAAACACCUGACGCACCAGCAAAAGAAUUUACAUAUAGUAAUGCUCCACAACCGCCAAGUGGUCCAAUAAGACCAAAUAAUAUAAGACGUCGAUAUGCUUCGGAACAAUCAUUAAAUUCGAAUGAAGCUCGAUCACCUGAAUUAUCCAAUACAUCAUUUGAAAGUAAUUAUGAUAGUAUUAAUCUAGUGCAACAACAUGUUCCACCUACUUCUGGCUCAUCGAAUAUGGAACGAAAACAAAGUCCAUUUACUCGUUCACGCCAAACAUCGUCUGGAUCGAUAAGUAUAUCUCAAAGGCGACUACGACCUACGGAUCCUGUUAGUCAAUUACUAGAUAUAGUUCAUAAACUAGUUUACAUUUCCUUUGUACCAUCGAAUACCAAUAAUAAUAAAUAUCGUCGUCUUAUUGAUCGUUAUAGAACUUUUUUAUUUUCAAAAGCUUCAUCACAAAAUUUAAAGAGCGAACUAUCAAAAUUAUCAAAUCAUUUAACUGAUUGUAUCGAAUUCGAUAGUGGAUUUGGAAGACAAGGUAUUGGUUUACAAUCAUUAGCGAAUUCAUCUCGAUCAUCAUCACCUAGUCCGUCGAAUCUAAAAAAUGGUAAAAGAUUUCCAUCAAAUAAUUUCAUCGUUAAAUUUAAAACUUUUCUAGUUGAUCUGAGUAUUUCUGAUAGUAGCGGAUCUGUUACCUAUGAACAAAUGAUGACAUAUAUUGAACAAUAUCUUCAAGAAACAGAUUACUAUAAAGAUACAUCAAUGUCUCCAUCGCCCAGUGAGUCUCUACCGCCAACCGUUCAACGAAGUCAACGACCACCAUCCGGCAAAAGAUAA
This is a messenger RNA of Rotaria socialis, 3354 nucleotides long. NCBI's taxonomy places the organism in Eukaryota, Metazoa, Rotifera, Eurotatoria, Philodinida, Philodinidae. The record is from the annotation of a GenBank genome assembly.